AUGGUCAAAAAAACCUCGUGGCGCUAUGACCAAACCCCGGAGAACUACACCAGCUGCUUAGGUUUGGCUCUGGGCGAUGGCAUCAUCCUGUGGACCCAAAAUGAUCGAUCAGUUGGAUACUAUCACGAUGUUCAGUUCCAAAGCUACUGCGACGACAAGGCGCCCGUUUACUCAGCUCUAAGACGCACCAACGAGUCUUUUCCAUACCUAGAUUUGAUUGAAGAGGACUGGAAAGUUUUCACGGAGGGCGGAAAUGACCACGGUCCUUUCAAGUACAGCAUCUACGCGAUCUUGUUAUCAUUCACAGCCAAUUUCGUUAUAGCUCUGUCACUAACAGUAAUAGUAUUUAUCACGAUUCGUCAAAAGCCAUAUCGCGGCGCUUCUAACCUCCUUAAACUUGGGAGCUCCCUGGCCUCGGUGAAUCUCACAAUUUUUGUCGUCAAGGCUUUGAAAGUUCUCAGAGACGACCAUGCCACUAAGGGUAUUGUAUCCACAGACGCUGUCCUGAAUCUGUUAUGGAAUGACCUGACAUUUAUGAGCUUGGAUUUUUUGGUUGUUCUGAUUUGCGAGCUAUGUCAGGUUCAAAUCAUAAUGCGACUUUUCUCUCGUGUUCGCGAAAAGAGAAUUGUGUUUCUGGUCGGUGUUGUGCUUUCUAUUGUCUCCCAAGUAUUAUGGGCAAUUCCUACGUUUACUCAGGCUAUUAGUGAAAAUCACCAGGAUUUGUUCUAUGAUGCUAGUGGUCUCACACUUUUGUCGCCCUUCGUAUAUCUACUUCGAAUCGCACUUUCCGCAUCUUACGCUAGUAUUAUCUGUUUUCACAUCUUCACUAAGCGGCAGCUUUGCUUACAGAAUCAACGAAUGGCCUUGUUAACGGUAAUAACGAUACUAAUGGUGUUGCUACAGCCUGGUUUUUUUGUCGCUGAUGUAGCUAAUAUUUGGGUCGAUGAUCUCAGUGAGAUUUUCAAUACUACUUGUUACGUCGGAUCUGCCGUAAUUGUAUGGGAAUGGGUGGAUCACCUGCUGAUUCUAGAAAGAAAAGUGCAAGCUCAGAGUGUACUUGGACGUCCUGUAUAUGAAGAUGACCAACAGGAUUAUUACUUUGCCAAAUACGCCUUAAAAAUGCAAGAUGCGAUAUCACGCGAUAGCGGCAAAGCAGGGACUUCCAGCAGUUUAGGUGCGCAAGAUGCUGAGAUUCCUAAUCAAGUCGCACCGCCACGGGAUACCAACAAGGUCGAAUUCAAUGAAUCUCAGCCACUUAAAGACGUGAUUCUUGAAAAAGUCAGUAAAGUUGUAGAUGGAAUGACAUACUAUACUGAUCAUUUCAUAGUCAAGCGUCUCGUUAUAAAAACAUUAAGUUUGCACUCCAAAGGUAGUAGCGAUGAUUACAGACAGAGGAAGGCUACCGUGAGGCGAAGAAUCGGACUCGACAGACCUAAUGAGGUUUACGUCUAUGCUACUAAAGACGUAGUGUUUGAUUCCGACGAAGAAUUGUACAACAGCCAGGAGAACUUGGGUAAUCAGGAUUCAAAUUCCUAA
Lachancea nothofagi CBS 11611 is the source of this 1536-nucleotide messenger RNA. Lineage: Eukaryota; Fungi; Ascomycota; Saccharomycetes; Saccharomycetales; Saccharomycetaceae. The record is from the annotation of a GenBank genome assembly.